GGCGGCGGCGGCGGCAGGGCGAGCCGGGAGGCUCAGCCAUAUUUGAUGGUUUUGUUGCUUCGCCCGGGAGUUGUCGGCGUAACUGGAUGCCGAAGGUCGCUGGCUGGUGGAAAUAGCAGAGUACGUCAUUAACAUGGCGCCAAAAGCCUGGGCUCGCGCCGUGUAGCCGGGCGGCGGCGGGCGCCCCUAUCCCACCAGGAACUUGGGCUCCGCCGGCGGCCGGAGGACGGCGACGGCAUGAUUGCUGGGUCCUGAGGACCGGUCUCUGCUGGCUCCGAUCUCUAUAUUUAGCUGAGGGACUCAAGACCCUCGGGCCUCAGCCUCCUGGGUGUUGGGGUCACAAGUGUGUACCACUUGACUUGACUGGGUCCACAGUUGCAAGAGCGUGGAAAAGUUUAAUAGACUGUCUUAUGGCCUGAGUAGUGGUUGGCAGGCUCCAGUGACGUCUGCAGGAACAGACACUACAGUCUUGGCUCCUUGGGCAGUGGUGAUCAUUUCUUUGGGAGGUGCUUAUUGCUAACGGGACUAUUCAGCUGAGUAUUUUCAGCUUGGACUCUUUUUUCACAGAUCCCUUAGCUUGAUUUUGUAACAUUUGGUACAUGACGUCAUGAAGAACACAUUUUAAAAGCUCCUUUUAUUUUGGUCAGAAUACUUAGAUAAGGUUAGAAGUGUGACAUUUGCAGUUUAAACUAUUUGUCAGACAAAGUAAGAUACGCUUUUUUGGGGGUAUUCUAUGAUCAGUAAUUUAUGAAUCGAUUGGUCAGUGUUUAAGAAAGUAAUAUUCAAGCCGUGUGAACUUGUAAACAACAGAAAGGAGCAGCUAAAAUAAAGCAUUAGCUAAGACCCUUGGUCAGAUCACUCUCUUUCUGAAAAUGCAAAUGUUCAUGCAAAAAAAAAAAAAUGUUAUGUAGCUCAGGCUGGCCUUAUCAGGAUCCUCCUGCCUCAGCUCCUGAGUACUGGGAUUGCAGGUGUGUGUCCCCACCCUCUUCUAAAAACAGAGUAUGUUUAGGUGUGAGGUUUUAACUUUGACACAGUGGAAGGACAGCAGUAAGUAAUGCUAAUGUGGCAGUGACAGGUGCAGCACAGGUCAGGGACAGGGUGAAGUGUGGGUAUUUCAGUCAGUGGACACGAGCGUGGGCAGCAGUUUAGGCUUUUCCACAGAGCUGCUUUCUCACAUGGCCUUGCCUUGCACACGGCCUGGCCUCAGGUGACAGGAGUCACCUGACAGGACCUGUGAGGGUUUUUUUUUGUGGAGUGAGUGCCUGCUGCAUCUUCUUGCCAUCAGUAUUACAGUGGAGACAUUGUGCACAGAAUUAGACUGAGUCAAAAUUACUAGUGUGUAAUCCUUUUCAUAGCUGUAGAGUUCAUGGCCUGACACUUGGUCCCUGUUCCACCACAGGAAGUGUCGUACAGUGUGUUUUCUUCACAUCCGUCCCCUUUCUAGAAACAGUGCCUCCAGUUCCUGGUCAUGUGACUCUAAUGAAGUUCCUUCUUACCUGUGGCCUCUCUCAGUCUCUGAAAUUCACCUGCCAGCCGGGCCUCCAUGACCACAUCCAGUGCUGGGAUUGUAGAUGUGCCCCACCGUGCCCUGCGCCAUCAGCUACUGAGGUAAAUAAUGUGCUGAAAGCAAGGCCAAAAAGUUCUACAGGAGGAAAAUCGUUGAAUGAAGUGCUAUAGGCUAUGCUUGGCUUGGCCUAGUGGGUGAGAUUGGCCAUGAGCUGAGUCCCAGGUGGAAGUCUGAAAGGGAAGAGGCCUGGCCUUGCCCUGCCAAGGUGAGUGAGUCUUGGGCUUUCUUAGGAGAGAUGCUUGGGUGGAGCUGGGGAGGGGUCAGGAGCGUGUGAGUUUCUUUCCCUGGACAUUUUGUACCUAGACCUGUUUGUAGUGUGGCCUGGAGGGAGAAAUUUGUGGAGGGAAUGGCUUGGUAAGGUUCACCUUGCAGAUGAUGAGUGUGUUGUAAUUGAUAGUGGGAAGAAGAUUGUGGGCUUGGAGCAGGAAGGGUGUGGGAAGAAAUCUAGGGAUGUGUGGAUAUUUUAGUCUGUCUUCUGCUGCUACACAGAGUGCCUCACACUGGGCGGCUCACAAACAGUGGAAGCUCAUUUGGCUCACGGUUCUAGAGCCUGGGAAGUCCAAGAUUGAGGGGCCACAUAGACCGCAUGGUGAGAGGCACGCCAUGGUGAUUGUGUAAGAGGGAACUGAGUUGGUUGAACCCACUCUGGAUAAUGCAGCACUAACUCCUGCAAGGGAUUAGUCUUUCCAACUCAAAUGCCUCAAAUUAGGCCCCCCCCCCCUGUUGCACUGGGGACUAAAUUCGGAGGACUAAUUCGGUUGAAGAACAGCCCGUGCAGGGGAUUGACAGGCUCUUAUUCUUCAGUUGAUAGACUUGGCAAUUGGAUGCAGAUAAAGAAAUGGGGAAGUGCUGGGAAUCUGAGCAUGAGGACGCUGCACAGGACUGUGCCAGGCUGCCUGCUGUUUCCCCGGGAGAUCAUGAAACGAGGUCGCCUUCCCAGCAGCAGUGAGGAUUCUGACGACAAUGGCAGCCUGUCAACUACAUGGUCCCAGAAUUCUCGAUCCCAACAUAGGAGAAGCUCCUGCUCCAGACAUGAAGAUCGCAAGCCUUCAGAGGUGUUUAGGACAGACCUGAUCACCGCCAUGAAGUUGCAUGACUCCUACCAGCUCAGCCCGGAUGAGUACUGCGUGUUGGCAGACCCCUGGAGACAGGAGUGGGAGAAAGGGGUCCAGGUGCCUGUGAGCCCCGGGACCAUCCCGCAGCCGGUGGCCAGGGUCGUGUCCGAGGAAAAGUCCCUCAUGUUCAUCAGGCCCAGGAAGUACAUCGUGUCCUCAGGCUCUGAGCCUCCAGAACUGGGUUACGUGGACAUCCGCACGCUGGCCGACAGUGUGUGUCGGUAUGACCUCAGUGACAUGGAUGCCGCGUGGCUGGAGCUGACCAAUGAGGAGUUCAAGGAGAUGGGAAUGCCAGAGCUGGACGAGUACACCAUGGAGAGGGUGCUGGAGGAGUUUGAACAGCGCUGCUAUGACAACAUGAACCACGCCAUUGAGACUGAGGAAGGACUGGGGAUCGAGUAUGACGAAGAUGUUGUCUGUGAUGUCUGCCAGUCACCCGAUGGCGAGGAUGGCAAUGAGAUGGUGUUCUGUGACAAAUGCAACAUCUGUGUGCACCAGGCCUGCUAUGGGAUCCUCAAGGUGCCAGAGGGCAGCUGGCUGUGCCGGACGUGUGCUCUGGGGGUGCAGCCAAAGUGUUUGCUGUGUCCCAAGAAGGGCGGAGCCAUGAAACCCACCCGCAGUGGAACCAAGUGGGUCCAUGUCAGCUGUGCCCUGUGGAUUCCUGAGGUGAGCAUCGGCAGUCCCGAGAAGAUGGAGCCCAUCACCAAGGUGUCGCACAUCCCCAGCAGUCGGUGGGCGCUGGUGUGCAGCCUCUGCAACGAGAAGUUUGGGGCCUCCAUCCAGUGCUCUGUGAAGAACUGUCGCACAGCCUUCCAUGUGACCUGUGCUUUUGACCGGGGCCUGGAGAUGAAGACCAUCUUGGCAGAGAAUGAUGAAGUUAAGUUCAAGUCCUACUGCCCGAAGCACAGCUCGCAUAGGAAGCCCGAGGAGAGCCUGGGAGAGGGGGCAGUGCAGGAGAAUGGGGCUCCUGAGUGCUCCCCGCAGAGCCCCCUGGAGCCCUUUGCCAGGCCUGAGCAGCAGCGGGAGGAGGCCCACCGGGUGAGUGUCCGCAAGCAGAAGCUGCAGCAGCUGGAGGACGAAUUCUACACUUUUGUCAACCUGCUGGACGUGGCCAGGGCUCUGCGGCUGCCGGAGGAAGUGGUGGAUUUCCUGUACCAGUACUGGAAGUUGAAGAGGAAGGUCAACUUCAACAAGCCCUUGAUCACCCCAAAGAGAGACGAAGAGGACAAUCUAGCCAAGCGGGAGCAGGAUGUCUUGUUUAGGAGGCUGCAGCUGUUCACACACCUGCGGCAGGACCUGGAGAGGGUUCGGAACCUCACUUACAUGGUGACCCGCAGGGAAAAGAUUAAGCGGACUGUGUGCAAAGUCCAGGAGCAGAUAUUCAAUCUUUACACUAAGCUCUUGGAGCAAGAAAGAGUUUCAGGUGUGCCUUCUUCCUGCUCCUCCUCCUCUCUGGACAGCAUGCUUAUGUUCAACAGUCUGUCCGUGGGCCCCGGCGCUCCCCAGAUCGAGGACCUGAAGUGGCACUCUGCGUUCUUCAGGAAGCGGAUGGGGGCUUCCCUAGUUCACUCGCUCAAGAAGCCCCCUAAGCGGGUCCCAGGGCAGAGCAGCGCUGGCCGUGAGGGCAAGGCCCUGCCGAAGCAGCCAGACCUGUGUGGAGGGAGGGAGGGGCUGGCUGUCCAAGAGAGCUUUCUGAGUUUCGAGAAGACCUUUGCGGAAGCCCGCCUCCUGUCAUCAGCACAACAGAAAAAUGGGGUGGUGACACCAGACCAUGGGAAAAGAAGAGACGGUCGUUUUCAUUGUGAUCUCAUUAAAGGAGACUUGAAGGACAAGCCUUUUAAACAGAGUCACAAGCCUCUCAGGUCCACAGAUGUGUCCCAGAGGCACCCAGACACAAGAGCUGCCACCUCCCCUGGACUGGGGCAGUCAGCACCUGGUACCAGGAGGGAGACCGUGCCCAAGUGCAAUGGCUGCCUAAUCAAAGUGAGCGGUCACCAGCCUGCAGCCAAAGUGCCUACCACACCUGCCAGCCCGGCAAAGAACUGGGGCGGAUUCCGGAUUCCAAAGAAGGGGGAGCGGCCGCCACAGGGAGAGGCCCGGCAGGGACCCUGCCACCAGCACGCAGACUACCCAUACCUAGGUUUGGGCCGAGUGCCAGCCAAGGAAAGGGCCAAAAGCAAAUUACAAACCGACAAUGAGAAUGACGGGUAUGUCCCCGAUGCAGAAAUGAGUGACUCGGAGAGCGAGGCGUCAGAAAAGAAAUGCAUGCACUCCAGCAGCAGCCUGGGCGGGAGGACCGAGAUCAUCAGGAGAGGAACGAGGUCGAAGCCGCUCCCUCGCAGAGGAUUUCUGGAGGCAGGGUUGAGAACUCUGUUUCGUCACUUGGACUUUCUAAUCGCAAAUGGCAAUAACGAGUAAGUUAUCAGCAAUAAUAAAUUUAGCAUUAAAUUUGAGUACAAUGUUCUGUUUUGCACUCGCUGCAGUGCACAUGGAUUCAGACAGUGCUGGUGUUCAGGUCCUGUUAAUUUUCUUUGGAAUUCAUUGUAGUUGUGAAUCAAACUUAAGAGCAGGAGAGUGCAAAUAGCGAGAUUUGGAAUGAUGGGCGCUUGACAGAAGCCCAGCUUCCCCUAAAUCACCCUUAGUUCACUGUCAACUCAGAUUCCCGAUUCAUUCCACGUUUCCACGUGGCAGGGACGUCCUGAUGCGAGUGAGUGCUGAGUUCUGUGUUCACGUCAAGUCUUCCGGACGACUGUCCACAACAGAAAAGGACCAUCUCGCUAUGCAAGUGUUCUCAGAUGACCCACUAGUUGACCUGAUGACGCAUCCCCGCUGUCGGUGUGACACUUCCAGACCAAGUCUGAACUUUUCCAAGUACAUUGAUGUAGCCAAUUCAGGGGAGGGAAAGAAUGACCAGGUUAUUUUUGAGCUGUGGGGCUCAUUUUGAAAGACUGCUAUCCAGAUAGCUUGUUGCUACAGAUACUAGAAGGUUCUUAGGAAUCCAAGUUGUACAUUUGCUCAUAACUUAAAAAGUAGAUUAUUUGCAUUUGAGCAAAAACCUUUUGCUGGGUACAGGAGAAGGUUAAACUCUAGGUACAGUUAGCUUUUUAUUACAGCAACAGCACUGGGUGAGAGUAGAAUUUAGAGGGAUAAUCUGUGAAGCCAUAGAAAGAAAAUCUAAAGUAAUGAGUCCAUGGCCUCUCACCGUUUUUAAGAGGUACCAGAUUCAUUUGCACUAUUAGGAAUGCUAGUUUUGUGCAAAAAACAAUGCCUUACCUAUUUUUCCCCCACAUUUAGGUUGAAAAGCUUUCAGAUGUUCCAAGUUAUGCUGAACCAAAAACCAAACCAAAACAAAACAAAACAAAAAAAUAAAAACCCAUACAAAAGAAAACACACGAAAAUACAAUGCCCACUUUUCAGUCCUGCUUCAGAGUGCAAACGGUACAGAGAGGCUUCUCUGGGUGUGACGAGAGCUUUGCAAGUCAGCACCUGUCACGCUGGGGACUCUGGGAGGUGGCCUGGCUGCCCCUGCAUUCUUUUAACUAGGGAACCAUUUGCUUUUCUGUUUUGUUUUUAAAUCUUUCCUUGUGCAUCCUGACCAAGAAAUAUGUCAAAACGUAGGCUAGUUAAACUUUUUGUAAAGUUGCCUGGAAUGUCAUUUGUUAGGUUAUAACACAAGAGCUAAAUGAAGGUUUUAUGUGUUGUGUGCAAAUCCUGAUUAUUUCAAAAUGGACAGACUUGUCAUUACAUUUGUAACCUUGUACAGAGGAUUUUUCACUAUGUGCCUAGCUUGGUGUCCAUUCAGCGAAAAUUGAGGAAAAAAAAAGGUGCAUGAAGAGUUACAAAUCAGAAGUUAAACAAAGAAUAUGUAGAGAUGACUAUUUUAUAUUACAUGGCCCAAUCCUGUAUUUAUUUCUACCCCGUUUUGAAAGUAUUUAUAAACUAGUUGAGGACAGCUGUAUUUUUUUUUGUUGAACUAUUUAGUAGAAUUUGUGCCUUUUUGUCUGUAUGUGAAUAAAUGCUGUACAUUUUGCAGUACAUCUGGAAGUCUCCUGCCUUUCUGAAUAUGUGAGGCCUGUGCACCUCCAUCCUGCAUCUUCCCAUCCCAGCAGGAGUGGAUUGGGGGGUGAGUGGCUGGUGAGGUGUGGGUGCAUCAUGUCCGGUGCUAACGGCGCCUGCAAGAUGCUGGACCUUCGUCUGCACUAGCGAUGCUUUCCAGGACGUUCCACUGCUGAAGCACCAGCGGCUUGGGGAUCAGAGAGGCCUGAGGCUGAAUAUAGUUUACCAGUCACGUGACCUUGGCUAGGUCACUUUAACCUUACGAGCCUGUUUGCCAUCUGUUGGUCUUACUGGUGACAUUUAAACAAAGGCUCUCAUAGCACAGGUAGUGGACGAGGUGUGGCUGAAGUGGUAGAACGUCUGCUUUGCAAGUGUGAAGCUAAG
Molecule: messenger RNA, 7122 nt
Organism: Castor canadensis (American beaver)
Lineage: Eukaryota; Metazoa; Chordata; Mammalia; Rodentia; Castoridae
Source: RefSeq, a predicted model, not a curated record